ACAGGCAACACAAAUCUUUCACUUCUUGAAAGAUUCUAUUUUAGAUUCUAAAGAUCAAUGCCAGAGCAGGACGAGAUCUGGUCCAGGCUGUGCCUCUUUCAUCAUGCAUGCAGAGAGAAGAUACUGAGAGCCUUUUAAACCCUUUAAAGAGCUGGGGGGAGCUAGCAGACAGAGGAGAUCCCUUCCAGCAGGUGACAGUGUGCUCAGUGUGGGUCUGGUCUGCCUCUCUCCUUAUGUACCCCCACUGGUGAAUGACGACCGGAAUAUGCAGCUAUCCACUGCCUCAGUACUGGACCUCUCAAGGACUGUCCUGGUCACAGAGGACAGAGACACUUUGUAUAACAGCUCAGGACAAUGUAAGAAUAUUCUGCCCCCCGAGUCAGGCUCGUUGCAUGUAGUACACGGCAAUGGUUCUUCUGUUGGGACGGUCAUAAUGUUCCAGUGUUCCCCAAGGCUUGAAUUAGUAGGACAUGGAAUGACAACCUGUGUUUGGAAAGGGAACCAUACCUCAUGGACUACUGGAACACCGACUUGCAAACCACUGUCUAAAUAUGAUACGUUUGGGUUUAAAGUGGCAGUAAUUGCUUCCAUUGUAAGCUGUGCAAUCAUCCUGCUGAUGUCUAUGGCAUUUUUUAUAUGCUGCCUUGUCAAGUGCGUCAAGAAAAAUGAGAGACAACGCUUAGAAAGAGAGAAGGUUGUGUGGCAUCAGCUAGACUGUGACGAUUUGGAAAAUGUGCAGGCCUCAUAUUUUGGGAUCAAAGGCAGAAAUAACAACAACAAUAAGGAAGGGAACAUGAUAAUAUUUGAUGAUUGGAUAAAUAUGGCUUAUGAGAACCAUGGAUUUUGCAGAUGCCAUGAGAUGCAUGCUGGGAAUAUAAGUGCCACUGGAUUUAAGGAACACAACCGAGCACAUUGUACAGGAAAACCAAUAUCCACUAAGCAUUUUGUCCCUGGACACAGUGUGCCUUUACAUACUGUGAGUGGAGUACACGUGGUGGAGAUCUAUGGCCAAGACAAAGAGAUUCAUCGGAGAAUGGAGUCUCAUAUAUAUGAGUAACAAUAAACAAACCAACAUUUUGUAGGGAAUGGACAAAACAAAUACUUGUAUAUAACUACGUGCCUUAAAAAUGACUUGAAUAUUCUUGUAAAUGUGAUCACGUGAAUGACAUAUUAAUGUAAAUUUCUGCAGCUUUAUUCUGAUGCUAGGUGAACGAUAUUUUAAAAAGGGUUGUAACAUUUUUCUACAGAGAGGUUCGGUAUCGUUGGCAAAUGCAAAGGUUUUACUAAAGUUCAAUAGAUAUUUAAUUGGGGAGCAAAGUUUAUUUAGAUAAAUUAUACUUGGAAAAAAGGCAACAACAAAAAAAUAAAUACUCUAGAAACUGUUAUAUAAUGUAAUAUUGCAAUUAAAAUACAUCUACCACUGUUAAUGGGACCCUGUUAAUUAAAUAGUGUUUAUAGUUUGAGAAUAUUGUUAAGAAUGUUUAGAAUGUAUUCACCACCCCAUUUUUUAUUUAUUUUUUUACAAUGACUUCAAAGAGAAAACGGAGCCAAACAUUUAAAAUUUUCUUUUUCUAUAUAUUUGUGUUAUUGUAUCUGCACAAUAUAAAGGGCUCUGUUUUGUUUUGAUCAAGGUGCGAUAAAAUGGCCGAAGCAAUAAAAUAAAGGAUGAUCUGCCAGUCAAGUGCCACCUUUGAAAGGCUUGCCACAAAUAUUUGUCGCCCGGAAUUAAUUUUUGUAUAGAAAUACGGAUACAUUUUGUUACUUUAUUCCCGAUGAUACAGAUAAGUUUUAUAUAGUGCACAUGAUUUACCAUCCUGGAGGCAAAAAGAACAUCGAUCAAUACAGGUUUUGUGUGUAAUCGAACUUGCCUCUCAAGUAAGAAGUUGGCAGUGUAAGCUCUGGGAUAUUGGCACACAGAGUGAUGAGAUAUGUUUUGCAGAUUUUCGCUUUUCCAAUAGAAUGGUUCUCCAAGCUUACAGAUGGACACAAGAUUAUCAAUUAUUGCAGAAUUUCAACUGUAAUGUUGUUUUAUGAGAUAUAAGCAUGAAAAAUGUAAUGG
This is a messenger RNA of Pelobates fuscus (common spadefoot toad), 2059 nucleotides long. It is a transcript of the gene SUSD3, whose product is annotated as sushi domain containing 3. The coding region runs from base 266 to 1057 and encodes 263 amino acids. Gene Ontology annotation, cellular component: plasma membrane. The transcript is spliced from 5 exons. NCBI's taxonomy places the organism in Eukaryota, Metazoa, Chordata, Amphibia, Anura, Pelobatidae. The record is from RefSeq and is a predicted model, not a curated record.